Molecule: messenger RNA, 897 nt
Organism: Castor canadensis (American beaver)
Lineage: Eukaryota; Metazoa; Chordata; Mammalia; Rodentia; Castoridae
Source: RefSeq, a predicted model, not a curated record
AUGGACCUGCCCCCACAGCUCUCCUUCGCCCUCUACGUGGCGGCCUUUGCACUGGGCUUCCCACUCAACGUGCUGGCCAUCCGAGGUGCCGCAUCCCACGCACGGCUCCGCCUCACUCCCAGCCUGGUCUAUGCCCUCCACCUGGGCUGCUCAGACCUCCUGCUGGCCCUCACUCUGCCCCUGAAGGCGGUGGAGGCCCUGGCCUCGGGGACCUGGCCUCUGCCAACCCCACUCUGCCCUGUCUUCAUCCUGGUCCACUUUGCCCCGCUCUACGCCUGUGGGGGCUUCCUGGCCGCCCUGAGUGCUGGCCGCUACCUAGGAGCUGCCUUCCCCUUUGGCUACCAAGCCAUCCGGAGGCCAUGCUAUUCCUGGGGGGUGUGUGUGGCCAUAUGGGCUCUGGUCCUCUGUCACCUGGGGCUGGUCCUUGGCUUGGAGGCCUCGGGAGGCUGGCUGGACAACACCACCAGCAUCCUGGUCAACACCCCAGUCAAUGGUUCCCCAGUCUGCCUGGAGGCCUGGGACCCGGCCUCUGCCUGGCCUGCCCGCCUCAGCUUCUCUGUCCUGCUCUUCUUUCUACCUUUGGUCAUCACCGCCUUCUGCUACGUGGGCUGCCUCCGGGCACUGGCCCACUCAGGCCUGAGCCACAGGCGGAAGCUAAGAGCGGCCUGUGUGGCCGGCGGGGCCCUGCUCACGCUGGUGCUCUGCUUGGGACCCUACAAUGCCUCCAACGUGGCUGGCUUCGAACCCGACAUGGGAGGCCCCUGGAGGAAGCUGGGGCUCAUCACGGGGGCCUGGAGUGUGGUACUCAACCCUCUGGUGACUGGCUACUUGGGAGCAGGUCCUGGCCGCGGGACAGUGUGUGUGGCAAGAACGCCAGGAGGACCGACUCAGAAGUAG